AUGCCUCGAUUCAAAGUGACACCACAAACUCAGAAAAUUCAUGAAGACAGCAACAGUCCAACAGAGGAUGAAGAUGAUGAUGAGUUUCCUGGUGAUGAAUUUGUGGAACAAACAGUAAAGCAGACUGAUGAGGAUUUGAGCAGUUCCUCACAAGACCUUACAUCCAGUUUGUCUGCACUUGCUGGUCUAACGCCAUCCGGCUGUACACCAAACAUGCAAAUAGCAGCACUACUCGCACAGGCGGCAGCAACGAUGGCUGCCAUGGGAUCUGGAACAAACCUCCCACUACCACAAGCGAUGCAACCUCUGAUCGCACCGUUAGGAUUGUCGUUACCUUCUCUUCCGAAACCAGUCCCGGAACCGAUGAUGAUUAAUGCAAAGACAGCUGUGAAAUAUAAGCCCGUAACCCCGAUAUCUGGUCCGAGUUUACCUCUGAAUCGAAGUGCACAGCUACCCCGAAUGCCGAUGGGUAUCCUGAUUGCUAAAUCUAGACCAAGAGCAUGGACUGUACAGAAACCAGUACCGAAAAGACAGAUCCCAACACGAAUAUCUGCACCGAACUUAGGGACGCAACGAAGUGUGCAACAAACUGUCUCACAAUCUGCCAGCUUGCUCCCGGCGAAGAAAUCAGUACCAUCGACAAUGGAACAACCAAGCCCGAAAUCAAAACCGCCAAGAGCUUCACCGGUGCCCAACGUACCGUUGUCGUCCACCGUUUGUCCGCCCAAAGUUUCCUUGGAUGUUACUUUUUCCACAUCAAAGCCAGAUCAAAAGUCACUUACGAAAACCAAACCACCGGACGUUCCCUGCGAGUCUGGCUCUCAGCCACCUAAAACAUCUUUUGACAAGAACCAGUUGGAACUUUCGGCCUUGACAUCGAAAGCGGAACAAGUGAGCUUGCAGAACAAGACCGCCAUAACAGACUCACAGCCGACAACAGUUUCCGUCAAUACGGUAAAGCCUGAAGUUUCCAGUACCCUGAAAAUGGAUAAGAAUUCCGAGCCCUCAAACCGCAAAUUGACAUCAGGAGCAAAACUGGAAGCAGAGUCCAACGGUACCUUUGAAAGGGGUCAUUCCCGCAUGAUCACCAAGCAGCCAUCUACUGAGGUGGGAUUAAUUCCGUUGCUUACCCCACCAAAAACCGAAGAGACCAGAGCCCAAUCCAAAAGGCGAUCUGUUCCAGAGGAAGUGGUCCAAUGCUCUAUUUGCAACAAAAGCCUUCUUCGCAGUUCACUUCCUGAACACAUGGAUAAGCACAACAACAGUGGUCGUUUCUCCUGUCCAGUGUGCCCUAAAAAGUUCAGUCGUUCCAGCGCGCGAGAGAAACACAUUAGGAUUCAUACAGGAGAGAAGCCGUUCAGAUGUCCACAUUGUCCCAAAGCCUAUCGCCAACAGGUUCAUCUUAACGAACAUCUGCGUUCGCACAGCGGUGAAAGGCCGUUUGUAUGUCGGCUAUGUGGAUUCGCACUAGCUUCAAAAUCCCUACUCACUCGCCAUAUCCGUACGCAUGGCGUUCGGAAGAAACCAGGCGAAGUCCCCGAGUUAUGGUUCAAGUCAGACGCACCAAAGGAGACUGUGCUCGGUCUGGCCGCUGAAGUUGGUCGUGUGCUUGGCCAGAAGGAUGGUAAACAGAACAGGACUGGCAAGAGCAAGUCUCGGUCUUCGGGUAAUGGUGGGACAGAGGCCAAAACUCAAUUGCCCGUAGAUUUGGCAAAGCUGAGUCGAAAGUAUCUGUGCGAUGCUUGUCCUGCCGGAUUUCCGACCGCACAAACCCUACGCAGUCAUCGAUUGAUCACGCACGGUGGAACGUUUCCACACAAAUGCAGUGAAUGUGGUGAGGCGUUUGCAACAGUCAGGAUUCGUAGAGCUCACGCUUUAGCGAAACAUCCCUACAUAUGUCCCUACUGUUCGAUUGCAAUGUCGCAACGUAGGCCGGGUGUGUUGGAGGCACACAUUAGAGAAGUUCAUCCGGAAAAAGCGAAGCCUGAGCCAACUAGACCAACCGCACUUCCGACGCCUCGACCCCCAUUGACUAGUGGAUCGGAAGUUUCGACCAGACAACUUCGUAGCGCAACAAAGCGAAGUAGCUUGACUGAUGAUUCUCUGCAGAUACCUAAAUGGAAGCGUUUCCGCCCGGACAAAGCAGAAUCCGACACGAGUUCUGAGGAGGAGGCCGAGGAGGAUAGCCAAUCCAGCGAGAAGUUUAGCGACCAUUCUGAGUAUGUCGCUGACGGUGACAGUGAAUCAGCGACUUCCGAUAAAACCGGCUCUAAAGUAGCUGAUUAUCAAGCUGAAGUUGAGAGGACAGAAGAACUGGCUCAUUUGGAUGAGGACACAGGUAACUGUGAGAAAGCAGCUUCUGAAAAAUCAUCGAUUGGUGUCGGGGUCACAUUGACACCAGCUUUGUUUGCCAAGGAGAACCCAGAAUCGACCGGAGGCAGGAAUCGCCCAGCGUUAUUCUUCUCGGUUCAGAAUAUUGCACCGCCCAUUUUGUCUGAAUCUAACGAGGAUCGUGGUGUUUCACUGCCACCUCUGGUCGCUCCCUUGUCAUCUGUCUCAUCACAUAUCGACAUUACCACAUGUCAUACGUCGACAACUGCUGUCCAUAGCCUCUCGUGUUUUGCAAGCCGUUCCGAACAAAUCCAACCGGACGAUGCUGUGAUUGCUUCACAGUGCCCGUCCGCAGAGACACCUGUCGAGGAUGCCAAUCCUUUCCGUUCUUCCCACACACCUGAUACUUCCCAAAACGACAAUACGGUCAUAUGUGCAACACCUGAUAACGACUCUCUGGCUGCACACACCAUCGAGCAGUUAGAAACCCUAGAGAAGGAAUAUGAACUUACCCAGAUUUCGCCCGAUAUCACAGGACCCGAUGGUAAAAGCACCGAAUUGUGCAGUGAUAAGCUGUAUGACAUAACCGAGACCACACGUUCAAGUCCCGUUUUGAACCUCUUGAAUCCCCCACCUUCCUCUGUGGGAGAUACGGCUGAGUGUUCUGUUAGUUGCUCCGAUAACCUCCAGAAUAACUCAUAUUCCAUACUUGCGGAGCAGUCGUCUCCCAAACACGGAGCUGAAUUCGAUGACAGUUAUUCCUGCACAAAUACGAAUGGUAUUUGUAUAGAAUCAAAGGACAACACGUCGAUUCCGAACGCCGUUAUCUAUCGGACGUCCACAGUCUCAAGGGANUUCCACGAGCUGGGGU
Molecule: messenger RNA, 3202 nt
Organism: Opisthorchis viverrini
Lineage: Eukaryota; Metazoa; Platyhelminthes; Trematoda; Opisthorchiida; Opisthorchiidae
Exons: 2
Biological process (GO): regulation of transcription by RNA polymerase II
Cellular component (GO): nucleus
Molecular function (GO): DNA-binding transcription factor activity, RNA polymerase II-specific; RNA polymerase II transcription regulatory region sequence-specific DNA binding
Source: RefSeq, a predicted model, not a curated record